Vitrella brassicaformis is the source of this 1192-nucleotide messenger RNA. Lineage: Eukaryota; Vitrellaceae. The record is from the annotation of a GenBank genome assembly.
CCUCAGUGUCGUCGUUUGCCAAGCUCAUGGUCCUCGACCACUUCGACAAGACUCACCCGACCAAUCUCACAGUGACAUAUCUCAACAGGUAAGACACCAAUGGCACCAGUGGGCGAGAGGGGUGCGUGUUUGAUUGUGUGUGAGAGAGAUUGUGUCUGAUUGUGUGUGUGUGUGGUUUGUUCAGGCGUGUUGGUGGCGGCCGUCUGGAUGGCCUCCUCACCCAGUCGCCCCACACACCGGUGGCCGGAUGCACCACCACAUUCAGCUCGGACGGUCGUGUGCGAUGGCUGGUGCUCACCAACAGUAGCCACACCUUCGUGGCGUGGAUUUCCAUUGUGGAUGAGGGAAACGAGAAUGGUCAGGCUGACAGACAUGCAGGUCUGCUGGUCAAAUGCCACAUGUGUCUUUCCUUUCUGGCUGUCUGUCCGCAGUGGAGGUUGUCGUUCAGACCACCGAGGAGCCUGUGCGUGAGAAUGGCGCUUUCAAGGACCGCCUCCCCAUGACGACUCAGCUGGGCGGUGUGGCGCUGGGGCCAGGACUUGCAGUCGUCUUCGACGGCCAAGUAUAUCAACUCAAGUAUCAACUUGAGCCAUCAGAGGGGGAGGGGGAUGACGGGGAUGAUGGUACGCGCAGACAGAGGGAGGGACGGAUAUUGGUGGAUUGAUGAGUAUGUGACGGGCCUCGCCUGUGUGGGGUGCAGACAGCGAUGAUGGCGGUGGUUCGGAUGAUAUGGAUGAUGGCAGCGGAGAGGACAGCGAAGGUACGCAGCCAGACACACGACACGCAGGCCCCCACGUCGACUUGCGUCACAUUCUGUGUGUAUGUGUGUGUUGUGCCUUCGGCAGGUGACGGCGGCGUAGCUGAGGCGGAGAGCGGCGACUGAUCGAUUCAUCAGUCAUUACAGUACUGGUAACUGAGUGUGUGUGUCUGCCGUCAGGAGGGUAUUUUGGCUGCUGGCCGUCGUCAUUCAUCCCUGUCGCCGAUCUGCUUACUCUGUCGACCAGCUGCUAAUCGAUGUGUUACUAACCGAAUGCCUGACAUGGCUCUGAUACCUGCGUGAGUCGGUCUAUGGCUUCGCCUUUCUCUCUGUGGGGCUCUCCUCUCUGUGUAGCCCUCCCUCCCUCCCUCCCUCCCUCUGUAUCUGUGUCUGUGUCUGUCUGUCGGUGUGGACAUCGAUUGCGGUCGCCCGUAC